Messenger RNA from Plasmodium vivax (malaria parasite P. vivax), 4363 nucleotides. RefSeq lists its product as hypothetical. Lineage: Eukaryota; Apicomplexa; Aconoidasida; Haemosporida; Plasmodiidae. The coding region runs from base 263 to 4363 and encodes 1366 amino acids. Gene Ontology annotation, molecular function: GTPase activity; GTP binding. The record is from RefSeq and is a predicted model, not a curated record. The transcript has a single exon.
GCUUAUAUGCAUACGCUUAUAUGCAUACGCUUAUAUGCAAAUGCUUAUAUGCGAACGCUUGUAUGCUAACGCUUGUAUGCAUGUACGUACGCACGUGAUUACGAAGGGCUAACUGAGAAGUGGUGAAUCGAACGGGGGACACCCAAGCUGUGAGCUGCAAAGAGGGGGAAUUCACUUGUGCGCUGCGAAGAGGGGGAGCCGCUCUCUCUGCAAACGUGAGAGAGGAGAACAACUGGCAGCAAAUGUAAGCAAAAAAAAAAAAAUGAAAAAACUAUUUUUUUGCUUCCUACUCGUCCUUGCCAACUCAGUGACUGUUCAUUGCAGUGGUGGCGAUGACGACCAGGGAGUGGCUUUUAAGGAGAAAAAUGUAAAAACAGAAAAGGGGGCAGAGGAAUGGCUUCCCAACAGUGAUGUGUGGGGCAGUGGAAAUGGCACUAUUGGAAGGCAGGCCAAUGGCCGCACUUUGAGAAUGCUAAAUGCGGGCGAAAGCGGAAGUGGCGACGGAAGCAACCCGUACGACAGUGACGACUCGGAUGAGGACGACUCGGAUGGCGACGACUCAGAUGAUGACGAUGAAAACCAAGACAGCGACGAGAACAACUUUGAAGUGCCCAUCAACUGCACAGAUGGAGAGUGCCUGAACUCGAUGGACGAUAUUAACAAAAUAAUCGAUGAUAAGAAAAAAAAAUUAAAAAAUAAAAAGAAGAGAGGAAAAGCUGUGCAGAUAAUAAAACCAAAUGUAAACCAUACGGAACUGAUAAUCAUUGAAGAAAAUUUAGAAAUUCUCAAAAGUAUUGAAAAGCCAAUCGCCAUCGUAUCCGUUUUGGGAGACAUGCACACAGGGAAGUCUUUCCUCCUAAAUUUGCUCAACGAACAUGUAGUGAAGGACGUCAGUAAAAGUGAAAAAAAUAUCGAAAAGGGAUUCAAAGUGGGAAAUGACAUCACGGCGAGUACGUACGGUAUAUGGAUUUGGUCAGAGCCAAUUAAAAUCACCGUAGGGAAGUUAAAAAAAAUGUAUGACUAUAUAGAUCAAAAUUUCACCAACUUUGUAAAAAAUUAUGAAUAUGAAAAGGAUGAAUAUAAUGAAGAAAUUAUAGAUUUGCUAAACCUGUACAAGACAGACGAUUGGCUAGCCAAAAUUGACGAGUUGAAUUUGGCUGAAUCUCAGGAAGUGAAUUUAAUUUUAAUGGACACCCAAGGGUUGAACAGCCCAAAUGUGAAUAAGCGGUACGACGAAAUAUUGUACGCCCUUACCAAUUUAAUAUCCACCGAUAUUAUCUUCCUAACCAUGAAAAUGAUUAACAAUAAGGACUUGGAGUUUAUAGAAAAUAUUACGAAAGAUGCCAACCUGUUUAUGCUCAGAGCGUACACCCGAUCUAACGGAUCCACUUUUUCUAUAAAGAAAAAUAAUUUUGACAAAAUUUUAGACCAUAUGGAAAGCGUAGAGAAUAACUCCCUAAUAUUGGAGAGCAUCGCUUCGAAGAACCUGAUGUGGGUGGUGCACGAUUUCAGUCAACGGCUGGACGUGCGGAAGGGGAAGCUGUGGCUCGACAUUUUGUUAAACUCUGACCGGAGGGACCUGGACAUCAAGUAUUGGAAGAAAAUCAUUUCCAAUAAGAGCAAGGAGAAGUACGACGCGUACACGACCAAGCAGAGGAAAAUCGCCUACCUGGGUUACUCCGAUGGGGGGGCCUCCAACCAGGCCGACCAAAGCGCCGGCGCCGUGGCGGAAACGUCCUCCAACUACAAACUGAACGUGCUGUACAAAAACAUAGACUGCGUGCUGCUCCGAAAUAUGUAUAACAACAAGGAGUUCGAUUUUACGAAUGCGAACCUGGCCGACCUGAACGAUGAGUACAAAAAUGACGUGAUGCUGCUGAGGUAUAAAAUUUACCUGCGCGCUUUGCUGUUCCCAAAGAAGAUGUAUUCCAAUGUGCAGAUGAAUUACUGGAUGGGGAAAAUGAGGAAGGAGCAGCAGAUGCGCAACCAGGAGGGGAAAGGCGGGGCCGCAAAAAAGACCACCGAUGGGGGAGAGAACCAUAGCAGCGGUAGUUACGGCGCCGAGAUGAGCAACAGAUACAUGUCGGGGCAGGACGUGCACGACUUUAUCACGUUUCUAGUCCGAUCGGCCAACCAAAACCUCUUCACAAAUGUCAACCAGUUUUUCAAACAGUUCAAAAUUAACAGAGCGGAAAUUAGCAGAAACGAUUUGGUAUUCCUCUACAAGAAGUACCUCCUACAGUUUAUGGAAAAUGAGGAUGUGGAAUUUAUAAGCUACCUGAAUGACGAGGGGGACGACUUGGCAGCCAGUUUGGGAAACAAAUUCAGCUCACAUGAGAGGAAGAGCACCUUCGAAGAGGAAGAACUCUUCAGCGAGGAUUUCCCAGAGGAGGAAAAAAAAAACACGGAGGAGCGAAUGGAUAUGUAUAAGCUCCCCCCGCUGCUGAACGAAAUUAGAAAGUACGAAGAACUCAUAAGGGAACAAAUUUUAAACAUCUGGUAUAAGUACACGGAGAGCGAUUUCCAUGACGAUGAGGAGAAGGAGCUCAUCAAAGAUAUCGAAGCGAACUUGUAUGAAAGGUUGGACCAAAUAAAAAACGAAAUGGUCGAGUUGGGCGAAGCCAACAUUAAAAAGUUUUGCAAAAUUGCAUGUGAAGAUGCGUUGCAAAUCGUCGUGGAGGACAUCAAAAUGAAGAGCGACCAGUACCCCAUCAAGCAGAAAGAUCUCAUGAACUUCUUCGAAUCGGUUAGCUACAAUUUGUUGAAGUAUUUGGAAAAGAAGCUCUCCAAAAGUGCAGAAAAGUUAGACUUAAUAUAUUACAAGGACGAAAUUUGCAGCCCCCUGAUAAAUAGCACCUUCCAGGAGUUUUACUAUUUAAAAAAGAAGAACAUUACCUUAAAUGAGAGCCGUCUGAAGUUUCAUUUUUCCAAUGCAGUGUCCAAGGGGAAGGAAGUCUUCGAAAUGCUGGCAGAGAGCACCGAUAACAUAACUGAAUAUUUCAAAAACAAAAAUUUGUUUUAUGCCAUUUUGGACAAGUGGAAUGCGGAAGCGGUCAACGUGUAUAUGACCUCGUUGAGUGAUUUUUCAAAAGAGGAAAAGGAAAUCAGCGAGGAGUACCUAAUCAUUCUCGAUAACGACAUAAAGGUUCUGAAGCAAAAGGCCAUGGAAAAAUGGCACAACCAUUGUAAGGACAAAACUAGCGCCCUCUUCAACAUGCAUAAGGGCAAUUUGAAGAAAAACUUCCUCGAAAAUUUCAACUUCCCACUAGACGAACUGGUACUGCAGGAUAUAUUCCUGAGUCUUAAGGGGCAGGAAGAACUCAAGUACAUGGAUAUCUACUGCUCCAAUGAGGAGUCCUGGCAGGGGGAAUACAAGAAAUUUCUCCUUCUAACAGAUGAGGUGUAUAAAUUUAUAAAGGAUGAAAAUUUGAAGGCCAUUCAGAUAACCUGCCAGCAACCGCUAGACGAUUUAAAAAAUGGCAUAAGACACGAAAUAAAGAAAUACUACCUGUGGAGGUCCCUAAAAAAUGAACUCUACAGUAGAGCGUUGGUUGUACUGUCUAGCAACAUUGAAAAUAUUUAUCUGAAAAAUCAAAGGGAAAACAAAAUACAGUCUUCUAUAGAGGAAAAGCUCAGCACCAAAAAUACACACUACAGAAAAAUUUCGAAAGAAUUAAUGAGCAAAGUUAUAAACCGGUGGUUAAACAAUGAUAUAUAUAAUAUUUACUACCCCAUAAUUAGGAAGCAGCUCAUUCAUAAGAUUAUAUGCUACCUGGGAAUGCUCAUUCUGAUGUUCAUAACGUGUGUAGUGUUGUAUUUUAAAAAGUUUCACAUCAGCUUCUUCUUCUUAAUAAUCAUUUCGCUCUUUAUGAUAUUUGGAUACGCUCAGAUAUCGCUCUACGUUAAGAAGUUCUUCCGCCAUGUGGUCUUUUACUUUUACGAGGGAAUUGCCAACGUGUUUGGAACGGAGGGAGCCAUCAUUUUCACCAUUCUGUUCAUCAGCGUGACAGCUAUUUACCUGUACAAUUACCACAUCGUGAGGAUUAAGAACAAAGUGGCAAAGAAUACCAAGAAGAUUUUCCAGUCCCAAAAUCUUAUGAACUUGUCUGGCGUGAAUGGCUUUAAAGAUAUGAAUGGCAACCCCAAGACGAGGAUAUUCAAGCCGAAUAUAAUGAAGUACUCCGAUUAUGAUAAGAGGGAUGGCAAGUACCUCACUUCUAACCUCACGCAGGAUUACAAGAUGCACAAUGAUGCCUCGCAGUUCAUAGACCUUAAGAGUAGGCCAAACCGGGGCAACAAGGUGGACGACUACCCGCCGUACAGCAACCCCAGCAAGUUUCAGCGGCGCUCCUACUUGGAUUAG